Ictalurus furcatus (blue catfish) is the source of this 1915-nucleotide messenger RNA. RefSeq names its product xeroderma pigmentosum, complementation group A (gene xpa). Bases 13 to 903 code for a protein of 296 amino acids. NCBI's taxonomy places the organism in Eukaryota, Metazoa, Chordata, Actinopteri, Siluriformes, Ictaluridae. The transcript is spliced from 6 exons. Gene Ontology annotation, biological process: nucleotide-excision repair involved in interstrand cross-link repair; base-excision repair; nucleotide-excision repair, DNA damage recognition. Gene Ontology annotation, molecular function: damaged DNA binding. Gene Ontology annotation, cellular component: nucleotide-excision repair factor 1 complex. The record is from RefSeq and is a predicted model, not a curated record.
GGGGAGGUCAGGAUGGAGUGUGUGAAGUCGAGUUCGUCCUCUGGAGUAAGUGAGGUGGAGGGAAAAUCUCCCAGCGAGACGUUAACUCCGUUCAUGUUGGCUAAGAUCGAGAGGAACAGACAGAGAGCGCUGAUGCUGAGGCAGGCCAGACUCGCUAACCGCCCUUCUGCUGGGGAAGGUGCCACGGCAACCAAACUAGUGAAGACCAUCGACUCCGGCGCUGGAUUCUUCAUCGAGGACGAGGAGGAGGAGGACGAGCAGCGAGCGAGCAGAGUGGUGCAGAAGCCUGCCCCAGUCAUGGAGCCGGACUAUCUGAUGUGUGAGGAGUGCUCGAAGCCGUUCAUGGACUCGUACCUCAGCAACAGUUUCGAUCUCUCGGUGUGUGACAAGUGCAGAGACAGCGAGGAGAAACACAAGCUGAUUUCUCGUACGGAGGCGAAGCAGCUCUUCCUGUUGAAAGACUGCGAUCUGGACCAGCGAGAGCCGCCUCUGCGCUUCGUCCUGAAGAAAAACCCCCACAAUCCUCGCUGGGGAGACAUGAAGCUCUACCUGAAAUCACAGAACAGGCUCCCUACCUCCUGGGUGUGUGUGUGUGUGUGUGUGUGUGUGUGUGUGUGUGCCCGCGCGCAGGUGGUGUCUCGGUCUCUGGAGGUUUGGGGCAGUGAGGGGGCUCUGGAGGAGGCGCGAGAGACUCGAGAGGAGAACAGAGAAGUACAGAAACAGAAACGCUUCAACAAGAAAGUCAAAGAGUUGAGGCGUGCGGUGAGGAGCAGUGUGUUCAGGAAGGACACCAGUGUCCACCAGCAUGAUUACGGUGAGGAGGAGCUGCUGGAUGAGGAGGAGGACCAGUACAGGAAAGUGUGUAAGACCUGCGGACACCAGCUCACCUACGAGAAGAUGUAGAGCUGGCUGUGUCCCAAAUCCAUCCUAUGCUCAUGCCUUCACACACACACACACACACAGCGGUGUAAGGAUAGAGCGCCGGUGGACGUGUUUGUGGACGUCAGAAUGAUUGGUUCGCCAACACUCACGGUGCUGCCGUCACAUUUCACCUAAAUGGGAACAGUCUUCAUAUGGAAUGCUCCCUACACGUGCUGCCUACUUUGGGAACUCCCUUCUGAUUGGAACAUGUUUGUAGUGACCGUCUGUUACAUUCCGACUGAAUGAAGUGUAAAAUAGUUUUGUAAUAAAGGAGCAACGACUCAGGGGUUUUGGGUUUUGACCUUCAUUUUGUUGAAGUGAUUGUGUGAGUGUGUGUGUGACUGAACCUGAUCCUCACUCCUGUAAACCCCACGUCUCGUGCUGUAUUUGGCACGAGUGUGUUUGUGUGCGUACGUGAGAGUGAGCGUUUCAGUUGGGACGUGUUCCAAAUCAGCAAACUGUGACUGGACUUCAUCUGUAUCCUUCAAUCACAGAUUCCUCGCAGGACGAUUGCUGGAUCUGCUUUAAGAUACUGACUCUGAUGGGUAGAUCUAUUUGGUGCUGAAGUCCCGUUUUAUUUCUGUAUAAAACCGAUUUGGGGGCGGAGCCUCAUCAGCUCAGUUUCUGAUGUCAUAAAAUAAAAUUCCAUGGAUUUGAACCAAUCACAUCUGCUAUGCAAAUUAUUAAAGGAUAAACAUUACACCCUUACACCCCUACUCCAAGUCCAGCAGGAUGAAAAUAUUUUACUACGCGUUCCCUCCUUCUCGCUCGCUUUCUCGCACUCUCCCUCACACACACACACACACAUUUAUUAUUUUGCCAGGUCUGCAAGGCCGUGCCCUUUGAUUUGUUGGACAGUACGGUGGCCUGGAGGUGUCAGAGGCUAAAAACAGCAAAGUGAUAUACAAAGCAGUCAGCUGUAAUGUUAGCAAUGCCAGGCAUGUACAGCAUGAGCUUACUGGUGCUAACGAAAACACACACACACACACACACA